AGUUCAGUUCUUUAUGCAGAGCAGUCUCAUCAUCUCAUUUUUCUUCGAUCAAAGGUCAGUCAGAGAAAAAUGAAGGCAAUUGUGAUAACAACGCCCGGAGGGCCGGAGGUGCUGCAACUGCAAGAAGUAGAAGACCCACAAGUAAAAGACGGUGAGGUCCUCAUUAACGUGGAGGCCACCGCUCUAAACCGGGCCGAUACUCUACAGAGAAAGGGCUCGUAUCCACCCCCCAAGGGGGCCAGCCCCUACCUGGGUCUAGAAUGUUCCGGCACCGUCGUCGCCGUCGGGAAGAACGUUUCUCGUUGGAAAGUAGGUGAUCAGGUAGGUACUGCUCUCAUUUCAGAGAAAUUUGAUUCUGUGUGUGCUCUUCUCAGUGGAGGAGGCUAUGCUGAGAAAGUUGCAGUUCCUGCUGCACAAGUUCUUCCCAUACCUCCUGGUAUUGCUCUAAAGGAUGCUGCCGGUCUACCUGAGGUGGUUUGCACUGUUUGGUCUACUGCUUUCAUGAUGAGUCGUCUAUCUGCUGGAGAGACAUUCUUGAUUCAUGGGGGUUCGAGUGGAAUUGGUACAUUUGCAAUACAGAUAGCGAAGGAAAAAGGAGCAAAAGUGUUUGUCACUGCAGGAAGUGAAGAAAAACUGGCUUUUUGCAAGAACCUUGGAGCUGAUGUGUGCAUCAAUUACAAGACAGAGGACUUUGUAACACGUGUUAAGGAAGAGACUGGAGGCAAAGGUGUUGAUGUAAUUCUGGAUUGUGUUGGAGCAGCCUACCUUCACCGAAACCUGGACAGUUUAAAUUUUGAUGGAAGGCUCUGUAUUAUUGGCUUGCAGAGUGGAGCAGUCACAGAAAUAAAACUUAAUACUUUGUUUCCUAAGCGCCUCACUGUGCAAGGGGCUGGCCUGCGAGUAAGAGAUCCAGAAAACAAAGCAAUGGUUGUUGGUGAAGUGGAGAAGAAUGUUUGGCCCGCAAUUGCAGCUGGCAAGGUGAAACCUGUCAUCUUCAAGUCUUUUCCCUUAUCUGAAGCAGCUAAGGCUCACCAGCUCAUGGAAAGUAACGACCAUGUUGGCAAGAUACUACUCAUUCCAUGAUGCCAGAGAGAUUCUGAAGGGAGGUAAUGGGGAUAAGCAUUUAGAACUUCUUAUUGAAAAGUAAAUAAAAAUGGUACAAAAAAGAUGACUUGUUCUUCUAAGUAUGUCUUAAUCUUUCAAUUCAAAAAAAAAAAAGUGUGUGUUUCAACAUCUAGUUUGGAGCCUGGUUUUUAUUUCAUACUGGACCGGCAUUCAAAUUACCCUGUACGAAGUUGCAAACAUAAAUCUGAACUGGUUUUUCCUCCUUAUCUAUUUUUGUCU
Molecule: messenger RNA, 1344 nt
Organism: Rubroshorea leprosula
Lineage: Eukaryota; Viridiplantae; Streptophyta; Magnoliopsida; Malvales; Dipterocarpaceae
Source: the annotation of a GenBank genome assembly